UGGGUGUGGGUGUGGGUGUGGGUGUGGAUGUGGGUGUGGGUGGGUGUGGGUGGGUGUGGGUGGGUGUGGGUGUGGGUGUGGGUGUGGGUGUGGGUGUGGGGUGUGGGUGGGUGUGCGUGUGGGUGUGGGUGUGGGUGCGGGUGUCGGUGUGGGUGGGUGUGGGUGUGGUGUGGGUGUGGGUAUGGGUGGGUGUGGGUGUGGGUGUGGAUUCUCUUCCCACUAACACGCAUAUUGACACACCCACACCCACACCCUUUUUUCGAUCGGACUUUAUUAUCAACAAGAACAGAAGAACAAUUUUCAUCAUAUCAUGGAUCAUAUCUCAAUUAAUGGGCUAAUAGAAAGAUAAAGUCUUAACUAUACACUUUUUAUAGGAACAUGUUUCAUUAACAACAAUAAUAAUGUUGGACCAUGUCCUUCGAAAGCUUGUCACACAACCUGUUGGAGUAAUACCACCGAUUGUCAAUUUCAAUGUUUGGACGAAGUGUUUACGGAUUCAAUUAGUUUAAUCAUUAAAACCUAUUAUUUGAAAUCAAACAUUUUCAAUGACGUUCAAAAUACACAACAAACUCAUCGUAAAUAUCAAGAAAUUCAAAUGAUUGAUUAUAAAUGUGAAUAUCAACGAUGCAAUAGUCAAAAUAACACUGACAAAAUACAUCAGAUCAUCAUGAAAAUUUAUAACAUUUCAUCAGUUCGGCGUCUACUGAAUUAUACUGACGAAGUAUCUCAAACUAUGAUAACUGAUUCAUUAACGAUACAGGACUGGUCAAAAACUUUUACAAAUACUCAUUCGUCAACAAAUCUCGUUUCAUCUUCUUCGGCACCUGCCUAUACGGCAGAAAUAACAAGCAUUGCACCAUUAAUGCCAACAACGACUGUUCUAUUGUCGUCGGUAGAAUUUCAAGAUGAUCCUACUGGCAAGAGUUUAUAUUCGUCAAGUCUGAUUCUAACAGUGUCUAAAAGUCCAAGUGAACAAUCGCGAACACCAACAUACUUUAAUCAAUAUCCGAUGGAAACGACACAAAAACCUCCAUUGGAAACAGCUAAUUUAGAAGUAUCCACUACUGUGAUGCCAAAAAAUAAUUCAAGUCAAAGGUAUCAACAUUUCUUUAUGCAUUACUUUACAUAG
Messenger RNA from Rotaria sp. Silwood1, 1129 nucleotides. Lineage: Eukaryota; Metazoa; Rotifera; Eurotatoria; Philodinida; Philodinidae. The record is from the annotation of a GenBank genome assembly.